AUGGCAGGGCAAUCUUGGGUGCACCAACUCGGUUUACCCUACCCGUCAUCUGUUCGGUUUCCGUUCCCCUCCUCACCUGUCCUGUCCCCCAACCCCCUCCUCACAACUCUCCUCUCCCUCUGGCUUUGCUGCAUCACUCCUCCAGCCGUGGCAUGUGCAGAGAGGGGCCUUAAAGCCCACCUCGUGCUCAGGGGAGAGCCGCCCAAAGUUCCUACCGGGAACGCCCUUGUUUCGCACAUUUUCAUCUGCCCGAGAUAUGUUUCUCGGGCAGAAUACGCGGACCGGGAGAAGGCGCUUCUUUCUCGGGCAGUAGCGGUGGCUGGGGAAGAGGGGACGGUCCAGUGGGGUGCUGGGCCUGCCAUGUCAUCCAUGACUAACGGCAUGUCAGCAGUUGGAGGGGCCACGUCAGCAGCUCAAUCUGCCACGUCAGGGUUGAGUGACACGUCAGCAGGGAUGUAUGAAUCAGUGGAGGGGCAUCCACGUGUGGCAAUCAUUCCUGAGGGCGGAUCCGAUGGACUGGCUCUGCUGGGCUUACUGCGGCUGGUGCACCUGCUGGCAGAGCGAGACAGGCAGCAAGAGCGAGACAGGGCAAACCCCAGCUGGGUUAAGCACCAUCCGGGGGACAGUCAGCAUGAGGCUGGGCAAGACGACAGGCGAGUCGAGCAGCGGAGGCGAGUGGUGGUGGUGGACAGUGGCACGGGCACCACUGCUGUUGGCUGUGCACUCGCUGUGCAUAUGCUGGGCCUGCCCUGGCUCGUGGUGGGUGUAACACUGGCCGGUACCCAUGCCUUACCUGUCCCGCUGCGUCCCACCUUGCCAUCCCCCCUGCCCCUCGCCAGCCUGCCAUGGCUCGUGGUGGGGGUAACACUGGCAGGCACCACUGAUUACUACCACGCUCAGCAGCAGAAGCUGCUCAGAAGCUUCGCGGACCAGCUCCCCUCGAUGCUCUCUCAGUCAGAAGCGCCGGUCCCUGUGACCGACCGAGGCCAGGAGGAGGAGUUUGAUAGAACCUCAACAGACGCGGUAAAGGCAGCAGAAGCAGCAGAGGCAGCAGAAGAGGUGGAGCGAGCACAGCAGCAGCUGUCAGCGUGUGCUGGCGCGCUUCCCCUCGUGUGGGUGCCGCGGGAAACCCCCCGUCGAUUUGGCAAGGUCCUACCCGGGGAGAUCUCUCUGUGCUGCGAGUUCAUGCGGGCAACGGGCAUGCCCAUCGAUCCCAGCUACACCCUCCCUGCCUUCUUCCUUUUCCCCACUUCCCACGCAGCUUUGGCAAGCUUUGGCAAGGUUCUUCCAGGUGAAAUCUCCCAAUGCUGUGAGUUCAUGCGAGCAACAGGCAUCCCCAUCGAUCCCAUCUACACAGUAGCUGCUUGGGAGGUCGCACACGCUUUACCACGUGCCAUCACACUCACUCAGGCUCUAGGCCAGGCCAAUGGAGGAGAGACACGUGGGCAAGGACUGGCUGAUGAAGGGGACGCUGGAAAGCCUUCUGAGUCAUCUCAAGCGCAGCCCGAGGAGGAGCAGAAGCAGUGCUCCAGCAAUCAGGGUCGUUCUAAGCAGUUUGCUGAAACGCUUGCCCGGGCUAUGCUGCCGAAGCUGAGAGAUUGGUUCGGCAGCGGGCACGUGAUGGGAAACAGUGGAGAAAGGGAAAGGAGCGGUGCCAUCAGUACAAGUGACGUUCGUGCAAAUGCUACUGCUGCUGCUGAUGCCCAUGACAGUGGUACCAUCAGCAUCACUGUGCUGCACACGGGAGGGACCCUGGACAUGUUCGGGCUUGCACAACGAUUCCCAGACGAAUUCUCUCCUAAGGAUUGA
Molecule: messenger RNA, 1809 nt
Organism: Closterium sp. Naga37s-1
Lineage: Eukaryota; Viridiplantae; Streptophyta; Zygnematophyceae; Desmidiales; Closteriaceae
Source: the annotation of a GenBank genome assembly